AUGCCCUCAAGAAAGCCGAACUUCCUCGUUAUUGUGGCCGAUGAUCUAGGUUUCACCGAUAUUGGUUGCUUUGGAGGAGAGAUUGAAACACCGAACCUCGACAGGCUUGGGCGCGAUGGCUUGAGAUUUGCGGGCUUUCAUACCGCUUCAGCUUGUUCGCCAACGCGAUCAAUGCUACUCUCGGGAACUGAUAAUCACUUGGCGGGACUUGGUCAGAUGGCAGAGUAUGCAAGAGGCUUUCCAGAGAAGUUCGAAGGAAAACCAGGUUACGAGGGGUAUCUGAACUUUAGAGUGGCCGCUUUAAGCGAAAUUCUCACUCCUGAGUACUACACUUUGAUUUCAGGUAAAUGGCACCUGGGCCUCGAUGAACCAUAUUGGCCAGAUAAAAGGGGCUUCGAAAAGAGCUUCACCUUACUUCCAGGAGCCGGGAACCAUUAUAAGUUUGAAACGUCAGAGAAGCACUUCAUGCCUUUCCUUUAUCAGGAAAAUGGCCGCCGGGUGAAUGUCGACAAGGAGCUCCCAGAAGACUUUUAUAGUACCAAAUAUUUUACGGAUAAAUUUCUUGAGUAUUUGGACGACAAAGAGCAGCGAAAAGACAGGCCGUUUUUAGGGUUCCUAACCUAUACCGCGCCUCACUGGCCCUUACAAGCACCUCAAAAUACAAUAAAGAAAUACAGAGGCGUUUAUAGCAAGGGCCCCUUAGCUCUAAGAAACGACCGGUUAAGACAUGCGGAAAGGGAAGGAAUAAUCGAGAAAGGAGUUGUGCCACAUUUGGUGGAAACAAAGCAGGACAAAGUUUGGGACGAGCUAGACGAUGAAGCCAAAGAGUACGCAUCUCGUGUCAUGGAGACAUAUGCUGCAAUGGUGGACGAACUUGAUAAAAAUGUGGGCCGCGUUCUUAAGAGACUUGAAGAGACCAGUGAGCUCGAAAACACUGUGGUUUUGUUUAUGUCUGACAAUGGAGCAGAGGGAAUGCUUUUGGAAGCUCUUCCCUUCAAUGGUAAGUUGUUCGGGGACAAGAUAUCCUCUAAAUAUAAUAACCGGUUUGAUAAUAUUGGCAACAAGGAUAGUUUUGUUUACUACGGAGAUCUGUGGGCCCAGGCAGCAACCGCACCCAGACACAUGUAUAAGAUGUGGGCAACCGAAGGCGGUAUAAACUGCCCUUUAAUCCUGAACUACCCUCCUCUUAACAAACAACAGAAAAAAGAAGGUGUUGUUUCUGAAUUCACCACUGUAAUGGAUAUUCUACCAACAAUAUUAGAUCUAGCGAAGAUCCAGCACCCAGGCCACAUAUUUCAAGGAAGAAAUGUGCAUAUACCCAGAGGGAAAACAUGGAUGCCAUAUCUCGAAAAGGCCUCUGACUAUGUUCAUGACGAAAACACAGUAACUGGAUGGGAGCUUUUUGGGCAACGUGCGAUUAGAAAAGGCUCGUUCAAAGCGGUCUAUAUUCCAGAACCAUUGGGGACUGGAAAGUGGCAACUAUUCGAUUUAUCUAAGGAUUUGGGCGAGACAACUGACGUAAGUACCGGAUUUCCUGAAAAACUAAGUGAUCUUGUUGGAUACUGGUCCGUUUAUGUUGCCGAAACAGGACUGGUUGAGAUAAAUGAAUACCCCGAAGGAACAGAAUACUGCAGAACUAUUGUGGAGGGCAACAGUUCACAGGAAAUAGAAAGUGUUACCCAGAGUGCUGUGUAA
Messenger RNA from Lachancea thermotolerans CBS 6340, 1695 nucleotides. RefSeq names its product arylsulfatase. The record is from RefSeq and is a predicted model, not a curated record. Gene Ontology annotation, molecular function: arylsulfatase activity. The coding region runs from base 1 to 1695 and encodes 564 amino acids. The transcript has a single exon. NCBI's taxonomy places the organism in Eukaryota, Fungi, Ascomycota, Saccharomycetes, Saccharomycetales, Saccharomycetaceae.